Schistocerca piceifrons (Central American locust) is the source of this 1067-nucleotide messenger RNA. Its product is annotated as peroxiredoxin-6-like. Gene Ontology annotation, molecular function: peroxiredoxin activity. Gene Ontology annotation, biological process: cellular oxidant detoxification; cell redox homeostasis. Lineage: Eukaryota; Metazoa; Arthropoda; Insecta; Orthoptera; Acrididae. Gene Ontology annotation, cellular component: cytosol; mitochondrion. Bases 59 to 772 code for a protein of 237 amino acids. The transcript is spliced from 5 exons. The record is from RefSeq and is a predicted model, not a curated record.
GCCGUCGGGCCAGGGCUGGCUCAGAACACAGUACGCGGCGAGCGCGCCCACUGCCAGCAUGCGGCUGGGAGCCACCGUGCCGGACUUCACGGCGCAGACCACGCACGGGCCCAUACGCUUCUACAACUGGCUUGGCAACUCGUGGUGCAUCCUGUUCUCGCACCCGGCGGACUUCACGCCGGUGUGCACCACGGAGCUGGCGCGCAUGGCCGAGCGCGCCUUCGAGUUCACCAAGCGCGGCGUGCGCAUGAUCGGACACUCGUGCGACUCCGUGGCCAAGCACCUCGUCUGGCUGCAGGACAUCCGGUCGUUCGCGCGCAACCUGCCGGCGGAGUUCCCGUACCCCAUCAUCGCGGACGAGACGCGCGAGCUGGCCGUGGCGCUGGACAUGCUGGACGAGUCCGAGCGCACCGCGGAGGGCGACCCGGUCAGCGUGCGCGCCGUGCUCAUCAUCGCGCCCGACCGCCGCCUCCGGCUCUCCAUGUACUACCCCAACACCACCGGCCGCAACGUCGAUGAGAUACUGAGGGUAAUCGAUUCACUUAUGCUCACGGAAAGACUUCGCGUCGUCACCCCAGUUGACUGGACGAUGGGGGACGACCUGAUGGUGGACACGACCAGCGGGCCCUCGCAGUGUGGCACCGUGCCACGUGCCGCCGUGCCGGAGAACCGCGUGGAGACGGUGCAGAUGCCGUCCGGCCUGGCGUACGUGCGCAAGACCAAGUUCUACUACGACUCCUCGCCCUCCACGUGCGAGUUCUGGGACAGCUGAGCACCGGCGCGUCUCGCAGGGUCUCCUCACUGUUUCUGUACAUCCGAGAAGCCCGAGAAAACUAAACCAGUCAUCAUUGGCGUAUCUCCGCUACGGACACUGCAUUUGUAAAAUCUUCAGAGGCAGCUGAAAUGUUUUUCCACAGCCGUACAUUAACACUGCAGCCAUACUUUAAAGGGUAUCAUCGGACUUUACUGUUUGUACCUUUCAGACAGGUAAAUUUCUGUAUGAUAAAUAUCGUUGUUGAUGUACUGAAAAUAACGUUUGUUAAUUAAAUAUAAAAUACUCGUAAUAA